Molecule: messenger RNA, 1620 nt
Organism: Symbiodinium necroappetens
Lineage: Eukaryota; Dinophyceae; Suessiales; Symbiodiniaceae
Source: the annotation of a GenBank genome assembly
AUGGGCUACCACAGAGACCCAGGGCACACCUACAAGACCAUGUUCAACACAGUGUUCUACAAAUCGGAGUUGAAGGCGUUGGCCCAGGCCAGCCGCGGAGCAUUGAUAGUGCGGCUUGUCUUCACCAACCCUGGAAUGAAGGGUGCGGAGAUGGAUUCUGCGACUGCAGUGGCUUUCGAGCGGGCACGGCUUAUUUCGCCUCUCGGAGACAGUUUUGAGCACGACACGAUGUGGGGGUUCUAUGGAUGCAGCGACAAGAAGACAGACCUUGACUCCUGUGUAGACUCUGACGACGGAAUUCUUUUCGUCCCAGACUCUUCCACCGGCAACCUGGGCCUCAUGUACUGGAAAGGCUUGGGCGUGCGGCAGGACUACAGCAAAGCCGUGGAGCUCCUCGAGAAGUCUGCGGACCUCGGCAACUCUGUCGCCAUGUUCAACUUGGGAUCCAUAUACUAUGCGGGCGUCGGCGUCCAGAAGAAUCUCAGCAAAGCGCUGGCGUUUUAUCAGCAGGCUGCUGACCUUGGUGACGCCAACUCCAUGUUCAAGCUCGGCCAAAUGAACGAGGCCGAUGAAGGGGGGAAACAAAAUUACACCAAGGCAGCUGAAUGGUUCCAGAAAGCAGUGGACCUUGGUUGGGUGAAAGCCAUGGAGAGCCUGGCCAACAUGUACGAGCACGGCCGUGGCGUGCAGAAGAACCUCAGCAAAUCUGUGGAGCUGGAACACAAGGCUGCGGACUUUGGCAGCGCAACAGCCAUCCUCAACCUGGGGAGGAAGUACAACUUUGGUGAAGGCGUCGUGCAAAACGACAGCAAAGCUGCACAGCUCUACAAAAAGGCCGCGGACCUUGGUAGUGCCCAUGCCAUGCUCAACCUCGGACUUAUGUAUUACUUUGGUGAAGGUGUCCAGCAGAACUACACCAAGGCGGCUGAGUGGUUGCAGGAGGCAGCGGACCUUGGUCGGCUGGCAGCCAUGACUACCUUGGGCAGCAUGUACCAGCGCGGCCUUGGCGUGGAGACGAAUCACAGCAAAGCGGCACAGCUCUUCAGCAAGGCCGCGGACCUGGGUGAUGCAGUUGCCACGUUCAACCUGGGAAGUAUCUACGAGUUCGGACACGGCGUUGAGCAGAACGACAGCAAAGCCGCAGAGCUAUACAGAACAGCCGCGGACCUUGGUAAUGCCGCUGCCGUGUUCAGCCUCGGAAAUAUGUAUCACUUUGGUGGAGAAGGCGUCGAGCAGAAUGACAGUAAAGCUGCACAGCUCUACAAAAAGGCGGCGGACCUUGGCAAUGCCCACGCCAUGUUAAACCUUGGAAGUAUGUAUUCCCUUGGCCUGGGCGUCGAGCAGAACGACAGCAAAGAGGCACAGCUGUACAGAAAGGCAGCGGACCUGGGUGAUGCUGAGGCGAUGUUCAGGCUGGGCGUCAUGUAUUAUGAUGGCCGUGGGUUGCAGGAGAACCACACCAAAGCAGCCGAGUUCUACCAAAGGGCGGCAGACUUGGGCCAUGUCCAGGCCAUGCUCGAUUUGGGAGAGAUGUAUCACGAAGGUGAUGGUGUGCAGACAGACUCUGCCAAAUCUGCGGAGCUUUUCCACAAGGUGGAAGCUCUGCAAAACCUCCAGUAG